Caenorhabditis elegans is the source of this 1994-nucleotide messenger RNA. It is a transcript of the gene col-135, whose product is annotated as COLlagen. The record is from RefSeq and is marked reviewed. Bases 12 to 1994 code for a protein of 660 amino acids. Lineage: Eukaryota; Metazoa; Nematoda; Chromadorea; Rhabditida; Rhabditidae. The transcript has 2 exons.
CAAGAAAAGCCAUGUGGGCCAUUUUUGUAUUUAUUGUACCAGCGCUCGGGUAUAAUAUUCGAUAUCCCUCCUAUGAACCAAAUCGACAAUAUGGCCCAUAUUCGAAUGAUGUUAUUCAUUAUGAUGAUGAUGAUAGCGGUUCUUAUGAACGGGAUAGUCGUUCCCAUGAAAAAGAAAUAGUGUACCUUCCUGGACCACCGGGACCUCCGGGACCUCCAGGGACAGGAACAGGAAAAGACGGAGUUCCUGGAACAAAUGGAAAGGACGGGACUCCCGGAGAUAAAGGAGAUACAGGAGACAAAGGCGACAAAGGAGAUACAGGAGCUCCUGGAGUAGGAGUGAAAGGAGACCCUGGAGCACAAGGACCACCUGGAGAAAAAGGAAAGGACGGUGACAAGGGAGCUCCUGGAGCUAAGGGCAGCAAAGGAGAUGAUGGAAAGAAAGGAGACAAAGGAUCCAGCGGCGAGAAAGGAGAGAAGGGAUCACCUGGCCAGAAAGGAGAUAAAGGCGAAAAGGGAGAGAAAGGAUCCAAUGGUAGUCCUGGAUCAAAGGGCGAUAAAGGAGAAAAAGGAGCGGAUGGUAAUCCAGGCCCGAAGGGUGACAAAGGAGCCGAUGGUGCAAAAGGAGCUGAUGGGACACCAGGAUCAAAGGGUGACAAAGGAUCCGAUGGCGCAAAAGGAGCUGAUGGUAACCCUGGUUCGAAGGGUGAUACAGGUGACAAAGGAGAAAAAGGAAGCGAUGGUGCUAAAGGUGACAAAGGAGCCAACGGAACCCCUGGCUCGAAAGGUGAUAAAGGAGAGAAGGGAGCCGAUGGUGCAAAAGGAGCUGAUGGGACACCUGGGUCGAAGGGUGACAAAGGAGCCGAUGGUGCAAAAGGAGCUGAUGGUACCCCGGGUCAGAAAGGUGACAAAGGAGAAAAAGGACUCGAUGGCCCGAAAGGUGACAAAGGGGCCGACGGAACUCCUGGAGCAAAAGGUGAUAAAGGAGACAAGGGAGCCGAUGGUGCAAAAGGAGCCGAUGGAACUCCUGGAUCAAAAGGUGACAAAGGAGAGAAAGGACUCGAUGGCCCAAAAGGUGACAAAGGGGCUGAUGGUGCGAAGGGAGCCAAUGGAACUCCUGGAGCAAAAGGUGAUAAAGGAGAGAAGGGAACCGAUGGUGCAAAAGGAGCCGAUGGAACUCCUGGAGCAAAAGGUGAUAAAGGAGAGAAGGGACUCGAUGGCCCAAAAGGUGACAAAGGGGCCGACGGAACUCCUGGAGCAAAAGGUGAUAAAGGAGAAAAGGGAGCCGAUGGUGCAAAAGGAGCUGAUGGGACACCUGGGUCGAAGGGUGACAAAGGAGCCGAUGGUGCAAAAGGAGCUGAUGGUACCCCGGGUCAGAAAGGUGACAAAGGAGAGAAAGGACUCGAUGGCCCGAAAGGUGACAAAGGGGCCGACGGAACUCCUGGAGCAAAAGGUGAUAAAGGAGAAAAGGGAGCCGAUGGUGCAAAAGGAGCGGAUGGUACCCCAGGAUCAAAGGGUGACAAAGGAGAUAAAGGACUCGAUGGCCCAAAAGGUGACAAAGGGGCCGAUGGAACUCCUGGAUCAAAGGGUGACAAAGGAGAGAAGGGAGACAUUGGUCAGCCCGGUCAAAAAGGCGACAAAGGUGAAAAAGGACAAGAUGGCCAGCCUGGACAGAAAGGUCAAGACGGACAACCUGGACAGAAAGGUGACAAGGGAGAUAAAGGUCAAGGCGAGAAAGGGCAGGAUGGUCAACCAGGACAGAAAGGUCAAGACGGACAACCUGGACAGAAAGGUGACAAAGGAGAGAAGGGAGACAUUGGUCAGCCCGGUCAAAAAGGAGAUAAAGGCGACAAGGGACAAGAUGGUCAGCCUGGACAGAAAGGACAAGAUGGUCAGCCUGGACAGAAAGGACAAGACGGACAGCCUGGGCAAAAAGGUGACAAAGGCGAGAAGGGAGAAAAAGGAGAGAAGGGCGAGAAGGGACAAAAAGGAUAA